UCACAGUACCCAUUUGAGUGGGGCUUGCCUGCUCCCCUCACACCCUGUCCUCUCCUGUUCUCCAGCAUGGUGUCUCUGUAUUUCUCCGGAGGCUCCUGGAUGGCAGCUCUGACAGUGAUACUGAUGGUGCUGAGCCCGUCCCUCGCUUGGGCCAGGGAGACCCAAUGUAAGUGGCUUCAGUAUUUAAGGGGCGAGUGUCGGUUCUCUAAUGAGACAGAGAGGGUGCGGCUAGUGGUCAGACACAUCUAUAACCGGGAGGAGUUCGCGCGCUUCGACAGCGACGUGGGCGAGUACCGGGCGGUGAGCGAGCUGGGCCGGCCGGACGCCGAGUACUGGAACAGCCAGAAGGACAUCCUGGAGCAGAGACGGGCCGAGGUGGACACGGUGUGCAGACACAACUACGGGGUUGGUGAGAGCUUCACGGUGCAGCGGCGAGUGGUGCCUACAGUGACUGUGUAUCCUGCAAAGACACAGCCCCUGCAGCUCCACAACCUCCUGGUCUGCUCUGUGAAUGGUUUCUAUCCAGGCCACAUUGAAGUCAGGUGGUUCCAGAACGGCCAGGAAGAGGAGGCUGGGGUGGUGUCCACAGGCCUGAUCCCUAAUGGGGACUGGACCUUCCAGACCAUGGUGAUGCUUGAAACAGUCCCUCAGAGUGGAGAGGUCUACACCUGCCAUGUGGAGCACCCCAGCCGGACGAGCCCUCUCACAGCGGAAUGGAGGGCACAGUCUGAAUUUGCUCAGAGCAAGAUGCUGAGUGGAAUCGGGGCCUUUGUUCUGGGUCUGCUCUUCCUUGGGGUGGGACUGUUCAUCUACUUCAGGAAUCAGAAAGGACACUCCGGACUUCAGCCAACAGGACUCCUAAACUGAAGUGAAGAUAAUGACACUCAUAAGAGGAAGAACCUUCUGGCUCAGCUACUUUGCAGCAUGAAAGUGUUUCCUGUUGGGCUUUUAAUCCACAAAGAGAGUACUUUCUCAAGAUCUGGUUUGCUCCUGCAGAAAAUCUCCUCCCUGAUGACUUUGUCAGCCCCUGCCGCUUGACCUGGAAAUCCGGAAUAUUGAAGGCAGUAUCCUAUCUUCAUUCUUUCCUGGUCCCUUUUAUAUUCAAGCCUUCUGGCCUCCCUUUCAUCUGAACACAUCUUUAACCCACAUUUCUUUACGAAGUUUUGCUCAAAUAAACGUGGAGUGAGAAGCAUCUGAUACAGCUUCAAGGAAAAACAGAGGCAAAAAAGAAAAAAGAGAGGGAGAGAGAAAGGGAGUGUCUGGUGGGGAGGGUGGGCAGCGGGAGGGUGAGAAUUUCCCCCUCUAUCCUUCCUGAGUUCCUGUGGCUAGACUAUUAAUAAAAUUGAUGCAAGACAGAGUAGCAAGAGAAAAAGAAACAAAUUUUAAUUCACAUGCAUGGAGGUCUCUAGAAAUAGGACCUAAGAAGUGGCCAAAGCAGGUAGCUUUUAUGCUUUUUAGACAAAGAAACAAUAAGUUUGUGAGUAAUUGACAGGACAAAGAAACUUAGGUUUUGGGUGCUCUAAUAGUGAAGAACCUAACCAAAGUUUGGGCUUGAGGUAGUAUCAAUAAAUUAAAGACGCAACAAGGUUUGUUUAUAUAGGUUUCUUGGUCUGAAUUCCUGUCUCUGGUGAUAAGUGUGUCAUACCUCCAGAUGCAGGAAGUGCAUCUUUCACAUGAGAGGUUAUUUCCUGCUUUCAGGGAGACAGAAGGAGGGUCAGAGUGUCCCUCUUGCAUUGGCCAUUUCUUAAGUAACUUUAGUUCAAAAUAAUCAAUAUGCCAUUGUGACAUAUUUGGGAACAGCCUUCCCUGAGCCCCAACAAGAGGUUUUCAAUAAUAGUUUUUAUUUUUAUUCCUGAAUUUUGGUCACAUGUGGGUCUCGUAGGUUUCUUUACUUCAUUCUCUGUUUUAUCUUGAGUUUUCUGUAUUCUGUAAUCAGGAGUAUUUAGCUGAGAUAGUAGCCAGUUUUGGGAAAUUAAGUAAUACACUUCUAGAUAAUCCAUGGCUUAUUAAAGAAUAAAUCAGAUGAGAAAUUAGAAAACUAUGGGAAUGUUAAAAUAGAUUUUCAGUACAUGUGAUAUGCAACCAAAGGAAUCUCCAGAGGGAAAUUUAUAGAUUUAAAUGCUUAUAUUAUAAAAGGAAAAAUAUAUAAAAAUCAGAGACCUAAAC
Molecule: messenger RNA, 2166 nt
Organism: Balaenoptera musculus (blue whale)
Lineage: Eukaryota; Metazoa; Chordata; Mammalia; Artiodactyla; Balaenopteridae
Product: DLA class II histocompatibility antigen, DR-1 beta chain-like
Exons: 7
Coding region: 67-867 (266 amino acids)
Biological process (GO): peptide antigen assembly with MHC class II protein complex; positive regulation of T cell activation; immunoglobulin production involved in immunoglobulin-mediated immune response
Cellular component (GO): MHC class II protein complex; late endosome membrane; lysosomal membrane
Molecular function (GO): MHC class II protein complex binding
Source: RefSeq, a predicted model, not a curated record